Messenger RNA from Daucus carota subsp. sativus, 1947 nucleotides. RefSeq lists its product as uncharacterized. The record is from RefSeq and is a predicted model, not a curated record. Bases 147 to 1709 code for a protein of 520 amino acids. Gene Ontology annotation, cellular component: spliceosomal complex. The transcript has 8 exons. NCBI's taxonomy places the organism in Eukaryota, Viridiplantae, Streptophyta, Magnoliopsida, Apiales, Apiaceae.
AUACAACCUUGAAUUCAAAGAAAUAUUGAAUCAGUAGUCCAAUAUAACUGAAGCCCAAAUAGUAGAUUAACGAUCCAGAAGCCCGUAUAUACUUACACCUAUACACACAGCAGCGCCGAGUCCUAAGAAACACAAAAACAAUCCCAAUGGAGCGCGCAAACAACAAACGCAGCCGUGAAGCUGCCGGAAUCAACGCCGCCGCCGACGACAACAUUGACCUCUCACUCCUCGAAGCCGUCGAGAAGUCGCAAAACUCCAUCCAAGUCCUCGACGUCAAAACCCUAAAACGCCUCGUCCUCGCCUUCGAGCGCAAGUUCCGCGACAAUAUCGCCGCCCGCCUCAAAUACCCCGACAAUCCCGAGAAAUUCGCCGACUCGGAGCUGGAGCUCCAUGACGAGAUCGAGAAGCUCAAAAUCCUCGCCGGAGGCCCCGAAUUGUACCCGGAGCUAGUGAACUUAAACACAAUCCCCUCGAUACUCUCGUUGUUGAAUCACGAUAACACGGAUAUCGCUCUCGAUGUCGUAGGAUUGAUUCAGGACUUGACUGAUGAGGAUGUGUUGGAAGAUAAUGAUGAGAAUGCUCAGGUGUUGGUGGAUUGUUUGAUUGAGAACAAUGUGCUUGAGUUGUUGGUCCAGAAUUUGUUGCGAUUGAAUGAGAACGAUAGCGAUGAGAUGGCAGGCGCGUAUAAUACGCUUGCUACCAUUGAAAAUUUAAUUGAGGUUAGGCCUGCUGUGGCGGAAAUGGUGUGUGAAAGGACUAAGUUGUUGAGGUGGUUGUUAGGGAAGAUUAAGGUGAGGGAGUUUGAUGGGAAUAAGCAGUAUGCGUCGGAGAUUUUGGCCAUUUUGUUGCAGACGAGUGCGGGGAAUCAGAAGCGGUUGGGGGGAAUCAAUGGAGUGGAUGUUGUGUUGCAGUCGGUGGCAAUGUACAAGUCCAGGGAUCCGAAGAGUUCGGAUGAGGAGGAGAUGGUGGAGAAUUUGUUUGAUUGUUUAUGUUGUCUGUUGAUGCCGUUGGAGAAUAAGGAGAAGUUUUUGAAAGCUGAAGGGGUUGAGUUGAUGAUUAUUAUUAUGAAUCAGAAGAAGUUGUGUUAUGGAUCUGCGAUUAGGGCGCUUGAUUUUGCUAUGACUAAUUAUCCUCCGGCUUGUGAGCGGUUUGUGGAUGUUAUGGGGCUGAAGACUGCUUUUCCGGCUUUUAUGGGUAAGGUUCCAAUGAACAAGAACAAGAAAAGACGAAACAAAGAAGAACUUGAAGAGCGCCUUAUUUCACUUGUUGCAUCAUUAUUUGGAGGAAUUUCUAGAGGUUCUAGAAGGGAACGAUUAUUGAGUAAAUUCGUUGAAAAUGAGUUUGAAAAGAUAGAUCGGUUGAUGGAGCUGUAUAUGAGAUAUUCUAAUAGAGUAAAAGCAGAGACUGAACGGCUGAAUAACCACGAACUUGAUGAUUUAGAGAUGGACGAAGAGGAAAUCUAUAACAGAAAGCUUGAAUCGGGACUAUAUAGUCUUCAGUUGAUUGCUGUUAUUCUUGGCCAUCUCUGGACAUCUGAUCACUCUGGAAUUAAAGCUAGAAUAGAACUACUACUUAAGCAGCAGAAACUUACUAGGAAGGAUGUGAGGGACAUCCUGCAGGAAUACCAUGAUAAUAUCGGAGAUCUUGAUGGUCCAGAAGAGAAGGAGAGGGUGCAGACAAAGAUUGAGAAAUUCAUAUCAGCCCUUUAAAAUUAUAAUUUGUUGUAGAACUGUAGAAUCUACUCUUAAGCUGGUUUCCUUAUGAAGCCAGAAAAUAGGAAGUAUUUUCAGAUUUCCGAAAAGGGGAGACUUGCUUGCUUUAAUGUGGAUAUUGGAAAAAUUUAUGUCUAGGCUUCAAAAGUAGAUUUAUGGAAGAACACAUUGAAACGGACAAGGUUGUACUGCAAAGUUUUGAAUUGAUUAUAUUUUUAAUAUCAUUGGACCAUCA